This is a messenger RNA of Apis mellifera (honey bee), 2241 nucleotides long. RefSeq names its product paired box protein Pax-6 (gene hbn). The transcript is spliced from 5 exons. Gene Ontology annotation, molecular function: RNA polymerase II transcription regulatory region sequence-specific DNA binding; DNA-binding transcription factor activity, RNA polymerase II-specific. NCBI's taxonomy places the organism in Eukaryota, Metazoa, Arthropoda, Insecta, Hymenoptera, Apidae. Gene Ontology annotation, biological process: regulation of transcription by RNA polymerase II. The coding region runs from base 462 to 1388 and encodes 308 amino acids. The record is from RefSeq and is a predicted model, not a curated record.
CUUUCAUGUCCGACGAGCCAGUUCGUGGUGCGCCGUCGAUUGACGCAUUUUCUUUUCGAAGUCAGAGGAGUCACGCGUGGAACAUCGACGCUCCGUAGUUUCUCCUUCUCUUCUUUCCCUUUCCCCGUCUUUCUCAUUAUCCUUCGAUUCGCGCUUCCGUUCAUUCAGUUUUUCCUCACGCGUGUAAUCAAAUUAUUUCGAUACAUAUAUAUAUAUAUAUAUUACAACGUGUACGUACGGAUACGUUCAUUUUCUUUUGCUCGCGCCAAAAGGACGUUCUUCCACGAAGCUCCAUCUGUCCGCGGAAGGGACAGCGGGAAAUACGAUUUUCCCCAUUCUCCGGAAUAUCCCGGACGUGAGAGUACACUCUCUUUUCAGUGAAUUAUCGUGAAUGAAACACCGCUUCCGAUUACCUUUCGACGUUGUUGCACACACACAGUGAUUUUGCACACGCUGUAACCAUGGCGCAAACUUACAAUCAAAAGAGGAACGUGUACAGCAUCGAUCAGAUAUUGGGACACGGCAAGGAUGAAGAUCACGCGACAUCGUCCGACGCGAUCGGUGAUGGCGGAGACACGGAACUCGGUCACUUGAGCGACCAUCAAAUGAACGACUCUCUUCACGAUCCUUUGAACUUGGGCGAGUCGGACCGUUUGAAUCUGGGAGAAUCGGAUCGGCCACGCAAAGUUCGAAGAUCCCGUACCACGUUCACCACGUACCAACUGCACGAACUCGAGAAGGCGUUCGGGAACACCCAGUAUCCAGAUGUGUUCACCAGGGAAGAGCUCGCGAUGCGAUUGGAUUUGUCCGAGGCUAGAGUGCAGGUCUGGUUUCAAAAUCGACGCGCGAAAUGGCGCAAGAAGGAGAAAGUGCUCGGAAGGGAUACGAAUUUCAUGCAUGUGGAGCAGAGUGGUGUCAACGAGCUGUCCCUUCACGCCCGCCUGCUCCAAACCGCCGGCGGUGUGCCAGGUGCGGAUCCAUCGGGUGGACCAGCGGGUGCCUUUCCCUGGUUCAUCCCUCCGGUGUUCCCACCGCCGUGGCCGGCAAGCGCGCCAAAGUUGCCCCCGUUGCACGCCAUACUCUCGCAGUACAUCGGCCUACCCCUUCCGCAGAACCUGGCCUCGCUGAGCACGGUCCUCCCUGUCGGGCUCAACCCAGCCUCGACCCUCAACCACAACAACGUGAACGGGCACACGCUAGGGACGCACAUACCCGGACACCCGUUGAACCUCGGUGUGCAGAAUCUGCCGCAGAAUUUGAGCUCGAAGCACGACAAGGAGGAAGACUCAGCUUCGUCCGACGACGAGAUCAGGCGGCAGAGCGCGGAGGUGCUCAGAGUGAAGGCGGAGGAGGUUUUACGCAAGAUGUCGGUGAUCCACGGGAUUUAGACGCCGAUGCCUUGAUAGCGAAACAAAUGGGGAGUGAUGAAUCACGGAUGAUGGAUUAUAAGUGAGUGGAGAGGGGGGAGGGGAUACGAGAAGAGGUUUGAAUUCCCAAGAAUUUUGUCCGUGCAUUAUUAGGAUUCUUGUAACGCAACAAACUAGCUAGUCUGUUUGAGAUUACUCCUACGGAUACUUUGAGUUGGUUACGAGAAAUGCGUCGUUGGAAACCGCUGGCCGGUUUUUCGACGAUUUUUUAGGUUACCUUUUUUCUUUCGUUUUAAAAUUACGCAAUUUAUUCUUACAUUUUACUACUACUAUUAUUAUUAUUAUCAUUACUAUUACUAUUAUUAUUAAUUUUUUUUUUCCUUUCUUGGGUUGAGAAUUCAUGUACGUCUUUACACGUCUGAAUAAAAUGCAAUAUCGCAAGAUUUAACGAAUAAUGUCGCGGACAAUUAAUGUGGUUUCGAAUAUUACUAGAUUUUUCGUACCUUUCGCCGUUCUCAAAAGUGAUAAUCUCUAAAGUAAUAAAAUAACGUGGUAAUUUCGAUUCAAAAAACACAAGAUUGUUCGCGAUAUUUUCGUGUCGACGAAUGUGGUAAUUGUAACGAAUGUCUCAACACUGGACACUGGAAAAUUUUUUUUUUAGAGAAUCCAGUUUUAUAGAAACCAGCGACAACAAAUAAAAACGAACUACUAUCGAAGAAGAAUUUUUGUAAUAUACAUGUAUCAUACGCAAAUAUAUAUAUAUAUACAUAUGCAUAUAUAUAUAUAUAUAUUAUAUAUAGAUCACGUAUAGUUUCUUUCAUGUAAAUAUGUAGGUAAUUAAUUAUCUCGAGAGAAAUAUAUGACGCUACUAAGA